AUGCAGAUCGUUAUCGUACAGUAUGAUCCACAAUUUGGAUUAAUGGAGCGGAAUAUGAAGCAUGUGGAUGAAAUGGUUGCAUCGCUUUCAGCCAACGAUCAAAUUGAUGUGUUGAUGCUGUCGGAGAUGGCGUUCACGGGUUACGUGUUUACCUCCAAAGCUCGAGUGGCUCAAGUGGCAGAGAUUGCGGGUGAAGGACAGACUUUUCACUGGUGCCAGCGCCAUGCACGUCGGUUGCACUGCAUGGUAACAUGUGGAUACGUUGAGAAAGAAGGCGAUCUGCUGUACAACUCGAUGCUGGUUGUUAGUCCUGACGGCGAACUCGCAUGCAAUCCGCGAAAGACGUUCUUGUAUGAGACCGAUAAGUUGUGGGCUACACCGGGGAAAGGGUUUUGCACGUGGCACUGCCCAUGGCUUGACAAGACGAUAUCAUUUGGGAUCUGCAUGGACAUCAAUCCAGACGACUUCAAAGCUCCGUUCUUAGCCUACGAGUUUGGCUCACACGUGGCUGAAAAACAAAGUGACUUGGUGCUAUUCGCUUGUGCCUGGAAUGACUUGGAAGCUCAUGACUUUGAGCCGUACUCGACACUGUCUUACUGGGUGCAACGGCUAUCCCCGGUCAUUGAUGCACUAGCAAAAGCCGAAUACAGCAAACGGAACUGUCAUUUUCUGUGCGCGAAUCGAAUUGGUACUGAAAAUGGAACAUUUUUCGUUGGAGCAAGCUGUGUUGCUUCCCUCAAAGAACCCGCUGUGAUUGCACACGCUGGACGUCGCACAGAGGAAUUACUGCGUGUUGAGAUUCCCGAUGAAGAUAAAAAUGUUGGAAAGAUAAAUACGAAAGAGUUGCUUACGUAG
Peronospora farinosa is the source of this 855-nucleotide messenger RNA. Lineage: Eukaryota; Oomycota; Peronosporomycetes; Peronosporales; Peronosporaceae. The record is from the annotation of a GenBank genome assembly.